CUGACCGUUAGAGGCCUUGGGCAGCAGUACAAGAUGAGAUCCAUCGAAACCAGCGCUUUGUGCACAAUCACACGGAGCUUCAGUGCUCUCAACCAUCACGAAAUCACGAAUUGGAAUCGUGCCCUAGCUGAAUGCUAUUGCAUUUUGACCAAUCCUUCUGCUGAUAGCGCAUGGAAAAUCGCCAAAACCGUCCUGUUCGCAGAAUUCUCGGCGGCAAGAACUCUAUGGGACACGAGCAUCUCCAACGCCGUAUGCAACAUCGAGAAUAUCUUGGGCAAAGGAAGCGAAGUUUGGGCUAUCCUAGAACGCAUCGAAGAGCUAUCCAAGGUCGCUACCAAAAUCGAUUUGGUCCGAUUGGAAGUCAUAUCAUUCCAGCACAAGCUCUCACUGGCAGGCCCGGAGGUGACCAAAUUAAGGCAGUUAUUUGUUGAUGUACAAGCGAAAGUUGACAAGGCUUCGGAAGGGACCGUGAAACCGUUCAGUGCCUUCAACUAUUUGAUCAAAGACAGAGGCCCUCAAGCAUACUCGAUCUCAACACAAUGGGACAUGGAACAGCCUUACUUGGAGAACCACAUGCUACCUCUCGUUACAAGGCUUUCCAACUCCAUCGCUCAGAUACGCCCACUACUCAAAGAGUUAAUUGGUUACACCGACGACCUUGUUGCCGAUUUGAAACGCUAUAAUACCUUAAUUCCCGACUUGCUCGAAUUGACCUACUGCAGUGAUGCAAGCUAUUCGGUGUCGGAAUGGAUAGCAGAAUUUCCAAAAGAUACUAUCUUGCAAACAACCGCUCAUCUGAUAGAAAUGCGUACAACAACGAAGCCUGACCUCGUGUUCGUCGGUCGCGCUGAUACAAAUAAGUGGCCCGUCAACCGUGUAAACUGGUAUGAUAACGGGCGUCGCUAUUUUCGAAAGAAUUCCGGCUUCGAAUCGGUCUACACGGAAGGCGAGCAAUGGGUCAAAGGAGGUUGUACAGGAGAUUAUCCCUGGUAUUUUGUCCGUGUCUCAUGCAACCCCAAACCCGUCACGCGCCAGGCCGUCUCCCUGCCCCAGACUUGGUCUGAGCCCCCGCAUGUCCUCGUGGGCUUCCGAACGAUUGACUGCGGAGUAAACGACAGUCUCCGGGCGAGCUGCUAUGCUCAAAACAUUGACAAUCAAGGAUUCGACAUCGUGAUGGACUACUGGCUCGCGUCGACCGAACUGAAGCAAAUGGAAGUCUUUUAUAUGGCCAUCCCUCGAACAGAUAGAGAUAUCCAGAGCUCCCCGACGGCGGUCGGUGCGUCCUCAGAUUGGCACCACUCGGGCGACCUGGAAGAAAGAAGCUCUCGCCGGGAAAUAGUCUUCGACAGAGAGUACUCCAAGAAGCCGACGGUGCUCGUCUGGAUGAGCAUCAUCGACUCCUCCAAGGACACGACCCACCGUUUCGAGGUCCUGGCCGAGGAUGUCACCACGCGAGGAUUCACGAUGCGUUUCCGCACCUGGCUCGGGAGCCAAUUCUUCGGCUACGCCGCGAGCUGGGUCGCUUUCAGCGCUGAUAGGGCGGAUAUUGAGCACCACACGUUCCAUCCUGGCGAGGGUCCUAGGUGGUGUCACUUUUACGGGCUGACCAAGCUGGACAUGAGUAAUCAGAGGCCUACGAAGAUUUGGAUGAAGUUGGACGAUGUGAAAACCCCGGUCGUGAAAACAUGGGAUGACUCGACGCUGUAUGAUGCGCAGUACGUGGGGAUUCGAAUGCAGGGACACGAUAUCUGGCCAUAG
Clonostachys solani is the source of this 1758-nucleotide messenger RNA. The record is from the annotation of a GenBank genome assembly. NCBI's taxonomy places the organism in Eukaryota, Fungi, Ascomycota, Sordariomycetes, Hypocreales, Bionectriaceae.